UCAAGGAACUGACGGAACUGUUGGAGCCCUUUGAGAAAAUCAGCAGGGAAUUCUCUUCGGCAACUGAGCCGACUCUGCACUUGGCAGUUACUUAUUUAACAGAGAUUAAGCGACAUCUGGAUGAAAUGCGUAUUAAUACUCAGGCAUUGUGGAUACAAGAAGUUGCGGCGGCAGUGACUGCGCCAAUCGACAAAGCGCUGGCAGACUGGAAAAAAGAUAUCGUGUAUGUUGGCCAAGUACUUGAUCCCGCCUUUAAAGAUACCCUUUUUGGAGAAGCGGAAAAAGGAGUGGUCAGAGGGCAGCUUAAAAAUAUGCUGGCAAAGUAUAGCCCUGGCACCGGAUGUGUACAGAGCACUCCACAUCGCGAGGACGAGCCAAAGACGAUUCGGGAAAAAUUGUUGGCACAACGUACGGGCACCCACCCAGCGGCUAUUGACGAAGUGGAAGAAUACCUGAACACAGCCACAGUUCACGACUUGGGUAUUAUGGAUUAUUGGAAAAUCGCCAAAAAGUAUCCCCGACUGCAGAAAUUGGCAAUGGAUUUGUUAGGGAUACCCGUGACUUCCGUGCAGUCAGAGAGAGAAAACUCUAGAGCCAAGCAUUUGAUAACUGAUAAACGUAAUCGGUUGUCCACUUCAUCUGUGCAAGCAACAUUGUGCCUUAAGUCAUGGAAUGGAUUUUUGAAGAAGGAACGUGUUGUGAUUUUGGAUUAAAGUUGUAGUUCUCUUUUCUCUAUCAAAUUUACUAUGAUCAGUACAAACUGUACAAUGUUUAGUAAGCUGACGUUAGGCAUUCGCCGUACCAAGAAAACAACUUAAAAUUUUAAUUGUUAGUCUAGCUGACUAAAACUUUUAACCGAGUCAGUUUUGGCAGCUAAUAUUUUUGACCAAGUUUUAGUUUAGUUUAGUUUAGUCUGUUUUAGUUUGCCCAUCUCUAUGCGUGCGUGCGUGCUAAACUUUUUACCGCCACGGCGCAAAAAAAAUUAUUAUUAUGCUACUAAGCCGCAUUUUUUUAUCUGGCUGUGAUGUUGCUGUUUUUUAUAACGGAAAUAUACCGU
Messenger RNA from Paramacrobiotus metropolitanus, 1057 nucleotides. RefSeq lists its product as uncharacterized. Lineage: Eukaryota; Metazoa; Tardigrada; Eutardigrada; Parachela; Macrobiotidae. The record is from RefSeq and is a predicted model, not a curated record. The coding region runs from base 126 to 713 and encodes 195 amino acids. The transcript is spliced from 2 exons. Gene Ontology annotation, molecular function: protein dimerization activity.